AUGGCAUCUACGUCGCCCGCAGAAGGGAACAGCCUAGUUUCCGUCUUUGCUGGCGGGUUCGCCGGUAUCUGCUCGACGUGCGUCACGAACCCGCUCGACACGAUUCGCGUGCGGUUGUCAUCCGAUCGCGCUGCCACAGGCAAGUCCCAUAAGAGCCUGUUGAUCACAGCGCGCGAACUCUUUCAUGAGGGCCUCUUCCACGCCUUCAGCCGUGGUCUCGGCGCCAACAUCAUGGCCUCCAUGCCAUCCAACGCUGUCUACCUUCCCACGUAUCGCUUUCUCAAGAAUGAGCUCGUCGAUUCAGGGAUGAGCGAGCAUGUGCGACCGAUGGUUUGCGCUUUUGGCGCUGUCACAGCCACCAAUCUGACCCUCGCCCCGCUGUUUCUCAUUCGGACCCGGGUGCAGGUAGACGACAGACUCAGCAUCCACCAGGUGUUUAAGGAUGUCAUGCGCCGCGACGGAAUACGAGGGCUUUACCGCGGCACCAUCACCAACAUAGCCGGCCGCUUUGUAGAAGAGGGGUGUUUCUGGACUGUGUAUGAGCUGCUCAAGCGUGUGACGCAUGAAGGCAGCUUUGGCGAGCGGAGCUUCUGGUGGUCCUCGGCAGCGGUGGUGUCCUUGACGAUGAUGGCGAAGCUGGUGGCAGUCGGCAUUGCGUAUCCGUACAACGUCGUCAUGAACCACCUGCGCACGGUGAACAAGGUGACGGGAGAGCACGACUACGUGCGGGUGAUGCCAACAGUGCGCCACAUUUAUGAGGCCGACGGCUUCCUCGGCUUCUACAAGGGGUUGGCCCCUCAGAUUCUACGCAGCGUGAUUAGCAAGGCGACACAAAUAUAUGCAUUCGAGCUGGUGCUCUUCACCUAUGCACAGAUGCACCACCGCAAGCCACUGCCAGUCCCGGUGGUGUGUAUCAUCGACCCCGCUGCUGAGUCCGAUGAAUCGACGAUGGAGUAG
Molecule: messenger RNA, 957 nt
Organism: Leishmania braziliensis MHOM/BR/75/M2904
Lineage: Eukaryota; Euglenozoa; Kinetoplastea; Trypanosomatida; Trypanosomatidae
Product: putative mitochondrial carrier protein
Exons: 1
Coding region: 1-957 (318 amino acids)
Biological process (GO): pyrimidine nucleotide import into mitochondrion
Cellular component (GO): mitochondrion
Molecular function (GO): pyrimidine nucleotide transmembrane transporter activity
Source: RefSeq, a predicted model, not a curated record